Talaromyces stipitatus ATCC 10500 is the source of this 1724-nucleotide messenger RNA. RefSeq names its product disulfide isomerase, putative. Gene Ontology annotation, cellular component: endoplasmic reticulum lumen. The coding region runs from base 178 to 1524 and encodes 448 amino acids. NCBI's taxonomy places the organism in Eukaryota, Fungi, Ascomycota, Eurotiomycetes, Eurotiales, Trichocomaceae. The record is from RefSeq and is a predicted model, not a curated record. Gene Ontology annotation, molecular function: protein-disulfide reductase activity; protein disulfide isomerase activity. Gene Ontology annotation, biological process: response to endoplasmic reticulum stress. The transcript has 3 exons.
AGGACACCUUGCAAGAGACAAGGCUGUUUCGGAGGCCACCAUUGACUUUUCCUCAUUAUAUACUUCCUCUUACCUGAAAUCAACCAAUGUAUUAUGCAACAACUAUAGCAUAAACUUGCCUGCAAUUGUUGAUCUGUGAAUAUUACCAGUGUCAGUGUCUGCGUGCUCUAUCUCGACAUGCCAAAUCACCUCUAUUUUGCGUUGCUUGCCUCUCUGCUGGGAGGGGCAUCAGCUGCUGGACUAUACACUAAAAGCUCACCUGUGCUUCAGGUGGAUGCAAAGAACUUCAACUCACUAAUCAACAAGUCUAACCACACAUCAAUUGUAGAAUUCUAUGCGCCAUGGUGCGGUCACUGCCAAAACCUCAAACCCGCCUACGAGAAGGCCGCCAAAAACCUCGAAGGUCUAGCCAAAGUAGCGGCAGUCAACUGUGACGAUGACGAAAAUAAAGCUUUUUGCGGACAAAUGGGAGUCCAGGGAUUUCCAACCUUGAAGAUCAUCGUUCCUGGUAAAAAGCCAGGCAAGCCGCGAGUAGAAGACUACCAAGGCCAGAGAUCUGCAAAGGCGAUUGUCGAUGCGGUGGUUGAGAGGAUCCCGAACCACGUCAAGAAGCUCACAGACAAGGAUUAUGAGACUUGGUUAUCAGCCGAUGAGUCUCCGAAGGCUUUACUCUUUACCGAGAAGGGGACCACAGGAGCACUUCUGCGUUCUCUGGCUGUUGACUUCCUUGGGGGUAUCAACUUUGCGCAAAUCAGAAGCAAAGAAUCUAAGGCAGUUGAACAAUUCGGCAUUAAUUCAUUCCCAACUCUUGUACUCCUACCCAACGGAGCCUCGGAGCCGAUUAAAUAUGAAGGCGAAAUGAAGAAAGCGCCCAUGCUCGAAUUCCUCAGCCAGGUCGCAAAACCGAAUCCCGAUCCAGCCCCAGCCGCUCCGAGAAAGAAGUCGAGCUCACCGAAGAAGCCUACCUCAUCGUCCAGCUCAACUGUUACUGAUAGCGAUAAAUCCACAGACUCGCCGAGUCCGAAGGUGGAAGUGGCUCCGGAGGAGAAACCAGUCAAGAUCCCCGUCAAGGCUCCCGAAGUCGCCCAGCUCUCUACCCCUGAGGAUCUUGGACCAACUUGCCUCAACUCCAAAUCGGGCACCUGCAUCUUGAUUCUCCUACCAGAAACAGAGUCCGCUGAUGCCGAGCUCCCUUCACCGGCAAAGGAGGCAUUGUCCAGCGUCUCAGAACUCGCGCAUAAACUAACUGGUCACCAUCUCCCCUUUUACAGUGUACCAGCAAUUAACUCUCACGCAAAGAUACUACGUACCGAAUUGGGACUUUCUGAGCCAAGCGUCACGGAGAUCAUUGCAGUCAAUGGCCGACGAGGCUGGUGGCGUCGUUAUUCUUCGGAGGAAGGUUUCGGCCUUCACAGUGUCGAAGGUUGGAUUGAUGCUAUUAGACUCGGUGAAGGAUCAAAAAGUAAGUUGCCUGAGGGUGUGAUCAAAGAAGAAGAAGAGGAAGUGUCACAUGAUGAGCUCUAAUUGCUUAUUGCGCCUAUACUGUAUGAUACCUAGGUACAAGGAACCCGUGUGAGCGUGUAGACAGGGCAGGAGGACUUGAAUAUACUAAGCAGUUUGAAUUAUCAAUUGUAUCGAGUAAGGUUACCGAAUGUAUUAACAGACUUGUUUAAAUAUGUAUAUUGAUUAUUUACAACAUGUCAUACAUAUAGUAAGCGAAAAGC